UAAAAUACAAGAAGCAACUGCGGUAAAGAUGAAGGCCAUCCGUCAACUUCUAGUCACGUCUCUGUUUUCUUCAUCAAGAGCAUUCGUUCAAUUCCCAGCAAAAUCUUUCAAACAACAACAAACAAUUAGGCAAAGAUUCUAUAAUGAUGCGGUGACGACAUCUGCCGAUAUCCUUCAUGCCUCCUCUCUCGAAGUUGACAUCUCGAACGAAAACAUUUUUGAUGAUAUCGAMGAUUCUGAAUCACCUCUCUCUCUACCUUCAGCAAUGUUGAGCUUCCCGCGACAUUCGAAAGAUGUGGUAAAUGAUGUUCUGAUAGAGACGGAGGCUUUGGUUCAGAAUCUACACCGAGAUUCAAAAGCCGUUGACCCGAAGACAACAAAACGUUCUAUGUCCCCCAUGGACAGCUCUCACGAUUCGAUCUAUGCGAAUACUUAUGUUGAUUUAGGAAACAUUGACACUGUUGGAUUUGACUAUGAUUAUACACUUGUGCAUUACACCGAAGAACUAUUAACUCUUUUGUACUCGAUGGCACUCAAUCGGUUGGUAAACGAUCGGCAUUAUCCGAGGGAAAUGCUGAYGUGUGGUCUAAACUAUGACGCCUUCUUUAGUAUAAGAGGGCUUGCUGUGGACAAGGAUACUGGUUGGAUCUGCCAUCUUUCCUACACGCACAAAGUUGCUGUUGCCUGGGAGGGACGAGAAAAGGUCUCUACAUCUCGCAUUUUCGAGGAAUACCGUGGAAAGCGAGGACUCAACCCAAGAGAACGGAAAGCCCGAUUGAAGCCAUUGAACGACCUAUUCAGUAUGGCAGAAUGCUGCCUCAUUGCCGAUACGAUCCAAUACUUCAAAGAUAACGACAUUGACUUUUGCUCCUCGAACGUAGUAACCGACAUUCUUGGAGCGAUUCGUGAUACGCACAUUUCCGGAGACUUUCAUCGCAUAGUUGCUGACAACCCAGAAAAAUAUUUUGACCCAACGCCCCAUUUGAAAGACGUUUUGGGAAAUCUGAAAGACUCUGGAAAGCGUCUCAUAUUUGCUAGGUAAGGUUUUUUGGAAAACAGAAGGCAUCACCUGUGUUUUUGGUACCCAAUUCCCCAAACGAACAACAAAACUAACAACAUUCACGUUUAUUUCGUUUUCUCAUCUCCCACAAAAUAAUAUUCAAUAGUAAUUCUCCUUUUUGGUAUGUUGAUGCAGGAAUGAAAUUUGUUUUAGGGGAGGAAUGGAUAGAUAUUUGGGAUGCGGUUAUUGUUAGUGCAGGCAAACCAGCUUUCUACACCGAAACUCGACGUCCAUUUCGUGAAGUUAAUACUGAGACAAA
This is a messenger RNA of Pseudo-nitzschia multistriata, 1319 nucleotides long. NCBI's taxonomy places the organism in Eukaryota, Bacillariophyta, Bacillariophyceae, Bacillariales, Bacillariaceae. The record is from the annotation of a GenBank genome assembly.